This is a messenger RNA of Bolinopsis microptera, 4674 nucleotides long. RefSeq names its product 1-phosphatidylinositol 4,5-bisphosphate phosphodiesterase delta-1-like. The record is from RefSeq and is a predicted model, not a curated record. Gene Ontology annotation, biological process: phosphatidylinositol-mediated signaling; lipid metabolic process; release of sequestered calcium ion into cytosol. The transcript is spliced from 24 exons. The coding region runs from base 20 to 3859 and encodes 1279 amino acids. Gene Ontology annotation, molecular function: protein binding; phosphatidylinositol-4,5-bisphosphate phospholipase C activity. Lineage: Eukaryota; Metazoa; Ctenophora; Tentaculata; Lobata; Bolinopsidae.
UUUCAGAUCAUAGCAUGAAAUGUUCAGUGACAUUAUGAGGUUUGGUAAAAAGAAGCAGAGCAAUGCCUCUAUUAAAAUGGAAAUUAUUGAGAUCCACGAGGAUAUCUGCUGUCUCACUAUUGAUGAGUGCCUAACUUUUGCUCAAGAAGAGCACCAGAUAAUGCAGUUUGUUGGAGCUAAUCAAAGAUCUCAGCGUAAACUUCUGCGUUAUGACUUAGAAACACACCAAUUGGCAGUGAAAGGUGUAGGCCACAGCUCCAAAAUAGAUCUCAUCAAAUGUGAAGACAUAAAAGAGGUACGCUAUGCUGCAGAGUGUUUCCAGCUACAAAAACAGUACGAAGAUAUUGAGGUGGAUCUUUGUGUCGCUAUUAAGUAUAAAAACGGGGACAACUUUCUUUGGAGCUCCUUCAGAUUUGAAGCGUUUGACCCGGACUCAGCCCAGAAAUGGGUGCACACUUUACGAACUCUACAGAAAGCUGCUCUACACAAACAGAGUGUCCGGCGGUACAAGUCUCUAUUUGUACACCGCUUCCCUUAUCAGCUGGAGUCUAUUGGUGGCUCCAAAGCGAUCAGUCCAAAGGAUUUGAAGGUGUUUCUCUGUGAUCACAUGAACUACAAAUUAGAAAUUGAUGAGCUCAGUAAAAUUAUGAAGGAGGAAGGGCUAGAAGAAGAAGAUUGCAACAUUGAACUACCUAACCUGGUGAACAUCUUCAACAAACUAACAUAUGAAGACAAGAUAAUUGACAAUCUCUAUCGCCUUCAAGAAGGCACGUCUGAUGAACCAAUCUUCAAAAACAGGGAAGGAGUGAUAACCAUCACAGAAUUAGAGGAUUUCUUAGUUUCCGAACAAAAGUCAGAGGUCCCAGCGUCGGUUAUCAUGAACAGAUACGGCAACGAGGGAGUCAUAACUAAAAACCAGUUCCUGGACUACCUUUACUCUGACGAGAACUCUGUCUUUAUGCGGAGUGAAACUGUUGACGAACUGAUGGACUCACCGCUCAGCCACUAUUGGAUAGCUUCCUCUCACAACACGUACCUGAUCGGUAAUCAGUUGACGAGUAGAAGUGACGUUGAAGCGUACGUACAGGCCCUCCUAUCAGGAUGCAAAUGUUUGGAGCUGGAUGUUUGGAAGAGAGAUGGAACCAUUAAGAUACUGCACGGUCACAUGCUGACGACGAUGAUUAACGCGGAGGAUGUUCUGGCGGCUAUUGAUAUGUACGCCUUCAAGGUGUCCCCGUAUCCUCUAAUUUUAUCCAUUGAGAAUCAUCUUGACACAGAGAUGCAGGAAAAGUUUGCGAAGAUGAUUAAAGAAAAGCUGGGAGAUAAGUUGUUAUCAGUUCCCUUGCCAGAUUCCGGCCAGCUACCCUCCCCAAACAUACUUAAAAAUAAGAUCCUUAUUAAAGACAAGAAAUUUAGCAGAGAAAACGUGGAUUACCUGAAGUCAGAUAUCGUGAAACGAGGUGAAGUUUACAUCGAAAGUACUUUACACGCAAAUGACUGGAGUAAAAGAGCAGUGUUGAUGACCCCCGAUUUUAUCUACUACUCCCACACGGAGGGAACAGAUGAGGAGAGUGAGGUUGUCAGAGAGAGAAGUGAAGUGCUGACGUCACGUGCUCCCACCGCGCAGAAACUAUCUGAGCUUCACCUCGCUGAGCCGUGGUACUGGGGCGGAGUUGACGGUACAGCUGGUAAUUUCUACGUUAGUGAGUACGUGAAGAGAAUGAUAAACCAGCUGGGACGUGACGUACAGCUAGUCGGCGACUUCGCCAUCAGACCCCGGACUCAGUCUACUGGAGAAUACGUCCUUCUCUUCCUUGAUGCUCAGAAUACUCCGAAGAAGAUCAAGAUUCACUCACGAUAUGAGAAAGGAUUUCCUCGUUACUUUAUAGAGGAGUACUCAAAUGCCCCAGUAUUCGAAUCUCUGUACACUCUCGUCCGGCAUUAUCAGAGAGUUCCUUUCUCUGUUGAGAAAAGCCCUCUAAUAUUGAAGAGACCUAUUGAGGAACCUAGAAACUUUGCGAAAGAAACUUGGUUUCACUACGGUGCUACGUUUGAAGACUCAGAGAGGAGGCUCAGAUAUCAGAAAGUUAACGGAGCAUUCCUUGUGAGGGAGCAGCCGGACAACAAGUUCAGACUGGUCUUUAGAAGUGCUGGAGCUGUGAGAUCCUGUAAAAUAGGGCAGGACGGGAGACUCUGGGUCAUUGGCAAGUCUCAGUUUGAGGGAUUGACUCAGCUGAUAGAGUAUUAUAAGAAGAGACCUCUCUACAUCACCAAGAACAACCAGGAGAUAAAGCUGACCAAACCCGUUGAGAUGAUCCCUUUGAAUGAGGCUUCUUCACCCUCACAAUACGAACUUAUAAACAAAGCGUACGUGACAGAGGAGGAGAUAAGAGAGCGUCCUGAUGAGGUGUACGAGGCGGAGGAGGAUUACAGAGGACGAGGAGACAACGAGCUUACCUUCCUAAGGGGGAGCAUCAUUAGGAAUGUGGAGCAGGACCCUGAUUACGUGGGCUGGUGCUUUGGAGACUACGGGCCGAGAAGGGGGAAGAGGUUCCCAAAAAAGGUGGUCAAGUUGUAUGAGUGGGAGGAGGAGGAGAAUACCGACAAUCCACUAGGUAACAUGUGCGACGGAAUGAUAAACUUGAAGAGAUCAGUAACCCGAUUUCACACUGUAUCCGACAACAACUUCAUCCCUCACUACAUCUCUAUCAAAUGCGAGGGCAGGGAAGAGUACAGGAUGGGCUUCAAACAGUACGAAGAUAUGGAAAAAUGGCACGAAGCUAUCACAAACGUCCGGAAGAAUAAACCGAACAACAAGAAGCCAGCCAAAGUUAAACAAGCACCCACCUAUUCAGCUCUCGUGAUUUAUGUCAUGGCAGUACCGGCACCCUCCGAGUUUACCUCUGAGUACAUAUCAGCUCUAAACUAUCGGGAAAUGUCUUCAUUCGCUGAAAACAAAUUAGAGGGAUAUGUUCAAAAAGCAUCCGCUGCCAACCUCCUCUCCUUUACUAGCACGUGCAUGGCGCGCGUGUAUCCCAAGAUGUGGCGAACUAACUCCUCCAACUACGAUCCCUUGUUAGCUUGGAAUUACGGAAUCCAGCUGGUGGCCCUCAAUUAUCAGACCCCAGACAAGGCCAUGCAGCUGAACUGGGGCAAGUUUCACAACAGUAACGGUGGCUGUGGUUAUGUCAAGAAACCUUACGAGAUGGUAACCAACAAGUUUGAUCCAAGACAGGACUCCUUUUCAAACUCAGUGGCAUUGUUCAUCAAAGUGUUGGGUGGAAGAAUGUGUUUUAGCGAGGCAGGUAACUCCCCCAAAGUUAGGAUAUCAUUGGAGGGGCUGGACUGUGAUAUUACCUCUAAUGAAACUCUUCCUGCUAAGUCAAGUACCUGUCCCUUCUGGGGGGAUGGCAAGGUUAUCAGCUUGCUUUGUCUGAACCCCGAUAUGGCCAUGAUCAGGUUUGAGGUGACGGAUUGUAACGAUUUUGGGGACGAGAAGUUUAUUGGACACUGCACGUUUCCAGUGAAGCAGUUGAGGUCAGGAUGGAGAUCGGUGAUCCUGUAUGAUGGGCACGGAAACGAGAAACACAUGGCAAAACUGGUGGUUCAUGUUGAGAAGGAGGUGCUAAAGAGCACGGAUCCCGAGAGAGAGAAGAAGAGGAUAAGAGGAGAGAUACAGCAACUCAAUGAGUUCUUCAGUGACAGGGAGGAUGUCACCGCAGAAGAUAUUAGUAGACUCAAGCACAUUGAAGAUAAAUAUUUCGAGAUGGUGUUUCAGAGGAAUCGAUCUGAUUUAGAUGCGAAAAGCAUUGUUGAUUUGGAAAGUUUGAUUAGGGAAUUUUAUCUGUUACGUAGAUAGAUGUGACACCAAGAUAAAGCAAAGCAUCUUAAAUUACCCCUAGAGAGGUUAGGAUCACUCGGGGACAUAACUGAGGAAGUGAGUCACACUCGGACAUUAUCUCGCGGUAAAACGUAUGUCCGGCUGACCAGCACGAGAAAACCAAAAGCUCCGCUAAGAGAAAUCACUCUGAAUAGGGAAUGAGGAGAAUACUGAUCCUUCAAGGAAUUUAGGAGGGGGAGGUAUGAUUGUCAAUCAUGUUAUUAAUUUGUCCUUCAUUUCACGUUUGUUUAAGACGCACAUCCGUAGUAAUGACUGGUGUGCUGGGUCACACAACUCAUGCGGCAAGUCUUAAAAUUGAUUUUUUAAAGAUUUUCGAUUGAAAAUGUUGUGUUUUUCGUUGAAUUUUAAUUUUGAUACCUGUUUUGAUACCUGUUUUUUCUUUCUUUUGACUACCAGCGGUACUUAUGUUGUUGAGAAUAUUGUUUGAUGUUUUACGAGUGGGCCCAAUAUUGACUAAUGAGCUUGAAAGUAAAACUAAAAAGUACUUAAUCAUGAUCAUUUUGAAAACACGCUGACAUAGCUCACCUGUGACUUAAAUUGUGAUUUAAAUUUGACUGAUUUAAUUGAUUGCUAUUUCAAAUUGUUUAAAGUAUUUGAUUUAUUGUGAUUUGAAACAUUUAUUUUAGAUGUAAAAUAAAAGAUUGCUAAUAUUCAGUGUUUGGGAACCUUAUCUAUUUACUGGCCCUCUUUCCUGCUACACAGUCUGUUUCUUUAAUUCAGAUAAUAUAAUUCGAAAAGCCAAAUAUUUCACAGAAAGGAAUGGUGAAACCAAG